Molecule: messenger RNA, 2457 nt
Organism: Talaromyces marneffei
Lineage: Eukaryota; Fungi; Ascomycota; Eurotiomycetes; Eurotiales; Trichocomaceae
Exons: 3
Coding region: 1-2457 (818 amino acids)
Biological process (GO): ubiquitin-dependent endocytosis
Cellular component (GO): cytosol; cytoplasm
Molecular function (GO): ubiquitin protein ligase binding; protein-macromolecule adaptor activity
Source: RefSeq, a predicted model, not a curated record
AUGCGCUAUCGUCCCAUGAUAACCUAUGCCGUAGGCAACCCACGUGCUAACCAUGGACCGAGUAAACAGAAAUCAACAUCUUCGUAUUCAGAUCAUAUCAUCCUCCGAUCUUGGCGCAGAGCACGUCGUCCCGAUCUCACAGCUCCGUCCGGCACACAUUUAGUUGAGAUUUGCGAGAAGCUAUUGGAACGGCCGCGAGAAAGUGCAAAACGAUUCCUUCGUCUGCGGACUUUUGCUAGUCAAAUAGUCGAAGCAAACAACACAAUGUCACUCAGUGUUCCGAGGCCGGGUCGAUCCCGGCCGCAUUCAGAGAUCUUUGUUGGUGCGGAUGAGGAGCGAGUCGCUCAGUUUAUGGCUGCCCAGAUGCGGGAUAGCGAUUCCAGCAACAUCUCACUUAACGGGGGAGGCUCUCGUCCCAGAUCUCGGGGUCGAUCAAAUAGCGAUGACUCGAAUAUUAUGAGUAACGGCGCGAUGCCGACGUUGCGCAAUGAGCGAGUGGUUGCUACGGGAAAUGGGAUUACUGUUAGUGUUGCUUUGGCCGAGCCUUUGGUGUUUUUGCCGGGCUAUGAUCAUAGUGAUCCAAGUACGAAGAGGUCGGCCAUUUUGAGAGGGCAUUUGCAUAUCAAGACGACGAAGUCGGUCAAAGUGAAGAAGGUUUCGAUAUGUUUUCGUGGGCAGGCGCAGACAGAUUGGCCGGAUGGUAUCCCUCCUAAGAAAAUUUAUUUUCACGACAAGAAAGACAUUAUAACAUCGGGAAUGAUUUACUUCAACCAAGGAGAAACCUCCAUUGUCCAGAAUCCGUACGGCGCUCAUUACUACAAAAUCACAAAUACGAUACCAUUAUCAGCUACAAAAGAACCCAAGAUAUACAGCGUGACUACGACGACAAGAGAAUUGUUGAAGAACGGCUCUACAAUGACCGUGAACAGAGAGACUGCCAGAGACCUGAAACGAUUAUCUUUGCAGUCGAAUCAUUCACGCAGUUUCAGCAAGAACGAAACCUCCAGCAGCAAUCAAUCUCAAGCUGUACGAAACUAUCGACUCUUCCCUCCUGGCGAUUAUCUAUAUGCAUUCGAGUUUCCCAUCGACGGAUCAAUGCCAGAAACGAUCAAGAGUGAACUCGGUUUUGUGCGGUACGACCUCGAAGCCAUCGUCGAACGAUCUGGCGCUUUUCGUCCCAAUCUACUCGGCAGCACAGAAAUUGAGGUGGUACGAACCCCAGCCGAGGGAUCCUUGGAGCAGGUCGAGCCUAUUGCCAUAUCCAGAAACUGGGAGGAUCAGCUUCACUAUGACAUUGUCAUUUCAGGAAAAUCGUUUCCCCUGGGAGCACAAGUCCCAAUUGCGUUCAAAUUGACACCCCUCGCCAAGGUCGAGUGUCAUCGAAUCAAAGUCUAUGUGACGGAAAAUAUUCAACACUGGACGCAGGACAAGUUUGUGCAUCGAUUACAACCGCCGAAAAAGGUGCUGUUGUUUGAGAAACGGGCCGAUUUACCCAGUGUCAGCACGUAUCCUGGAAGCAGCAUGAGAGUCACCGCUGGCGGUGGUGUGCCAUGGGAUCAACGAGAAGCAGCUGCUCGAGGGGAGGAACAGGUCAAUCGAGGUGUUUCUAGCUUGUUGGGAAAUCUGUCGAAUGAUGUAGGAGUUGGACCUACUGAGAUGGAGUUUAGUGUGCAAUUGCCGAGUUGUCAUACAAUGAAGGGGAAAGAUGAGGCGCAUCGGUUGCAUUUUGAUACAACAUAUGAUAAUAUUCAGAUAAAUCAUUGGAUCAAGAUCGUAAUGCGUCUGUCAAAAGUCGACGAAAAAGAUCCGAAUAAACGGCGGCAUUUCGAGAUUUCUAUUGAUUCUCCCUUCCACAUUCUCUCUUGCAAAGCGACACAAGGAAACAUCUUCCUUCCAGCAUACAGCGACCCAUCUUCAGACCCAGCAAUCAUCCAGGACGAAUACUCCUGUGGCUGCCCCGGAGCACCAAUGACUCGACGAAGCACACCAACCAGUCGCAUCAACUCCUCAACUUCAUUAGAUCAAAUCAGCAACACUAGUAUCGACUCCAACGGCGCAAACCAAAUCCGUGGCCUCCCUCGCAGCUUCACCAGCGGCUCAGGCGGCCUCUCCCGCCCAGAAGCAGCGCACAUAGCCCACGAAGCCCCCAACGAACGCGAUGCGCGACCCAUACAUCUCUUGCGCGCACCCUCCUUCGCACCUCCGGCAUUCGAAGAACUCGAACCACCGCCACCACUCAUCACUCCUCCCCCAGAGUACGCAAGUAUCGUGGGAAACAACGACCGGGAAACCGUCUUGACGGAUUACUUUAACCGUCUAUCCUACUUCGAGGAACAGGAUGAUGAGGAGAGGGGUCUGGGAAGGGUGGAUGUUCCGCUUACGCCGGGGGGACGGGUGCAUCGUAGUAUGGAUGUGCCGAGGGAGUGGGUGAGGUUGGGAGAUGCUACUGUUCAGUAA